AUGGCUCCCUUAGCCGAAGUCGGGGGCUUCCUCGGCGGCCUGGAGGGCUUGGGCCAGCAGGUGGGCUCGCACUUCCUGCUGCCUCCUGCCGGGGAGCGGCCGCCUCUGCUGGGCGAGCGCCGGGGCGCGGGGGAGCGCGGCGCCCGCGGCGGGCCCGGGGCUGCGGAGCUGGCGCACCUGCACGGCAUCCUGCGCCGCCGGCAGCUCUACUGCCGCACGGGCUUCCACCUGCAGAUCUUGCCCGACGGCAGCGUGCAGGGCACCCGGCAGGACCACAGCCUCUUCGGUAUCCUGGAAUUCAUCAGUGUGGCAGUGGGACUGGUCAGUAUUAGAGGUGUGGACAGUGGUCUUUACCUUGGAAUGAAUGACAAAGGAGAACUCUAUGGCUCAGAGAAAUUGACUUCUGAAUGCAUCUUUAGGGAGCAAUUUGAAGAGAACUGGUAUAAUACCUAUUCAUCCAACAUAUAUAAACAUGGAGACACUGGCCGUAGGUAUUUUGUGGCACUUAACAAAGAUGGAACUCCAAGAGAUGGUGCUAGGUCCAAAAGACAUCAGAAAUUUACACAUUUCCUGCCUAGACCAGUGGAUCCAGAGAGAGUUCCUGAAUUGUACAAGGACAUACUGAUGUAUAGUUGA
Molecule: messenger RNA, 636 nt
Organism: Mirounga angustirostris (Northern elephant seal)
Lineage: Eukaryota; Metazoa; Chordata; Mammalia; Carnivora; Phocidae
Gene: FGF20
Product: fibroblast growth factor 20
Exons: 3
Coding region: 1-636 (211 amino acids)
Biological process (GO): animal organ morphogenesis; regulation of cell migration; positive regulation of protein phosphorylation
Cellular component (GO): cytoplasm
Molecular function (GO): fibroblast growth factor receptor binding; growth factor activity
Source: RefSeq, a predicted model, not a curated record